UGUGUCUACGACUUUCCCUCAUUCUCAUUUCUGAUUUCUGAUUUCUCCACUGCGAAGCAAACCCAACCCUUCCAAACGAAGAAGUAACUGUAACUGCAACAGUAACCCACCAAAGCACUCGUCUCUCAUUGCUUUUACCACCUUUUUUACUUUGUUUCAUGAGUUGUGCCGUACGAGGAAGAGCGCUCUGUUUUCCUCGGAUACAUCAAGUUUGCUAAAAAAAAAACAAAAAAAAAACGAGGAGUUAUGGCCUCUUCAGGUCUGCUCGUUGCUGUUACUCUGUUCCAGGUGAUUACUUUUACUUCUUUGCUGAGAGCUGAGAAGACUGAUUCAGGUGUUCUUCUGAUAUCGGAUGUAAAAUCUGGGGAAAGGCAUUCUAAAGAAUACUGUGCAAUGUAUGAUAUAUGUGGAGAACGCAGCGAUGGGAAAGUUUUGAACUGUCCUUAUGGUUCCCCAUCUGUGAAGCCUGAUGACUUGCUUUCUGCAAAAAUCCAAAGCUUGUGUCCAACAAUAAGUGGAAAUGUGUGUUGUACGGAGGCUCAGUUUGACACAUUGCGGGCACAAGUUCAGCAAGCAAUACCAUUUCUUGUGGGCUGUCCAGCAUGCUUGAGGAACUUCUUGAAUCUUUUCUGUGAGCUUUCAUGUUCUCCAAAUCAGAGUCUAUUCAUCAAUGUUACUUCUACCUCCGAGGUUGAUGGCAACAUGACUGUGGAUGGAAUUGACUUUUUUGUAACUGAUACUUUUGGUGAAGAGCUUUUUGACUCCUGCAAGGAUGUAAAGUUUGGCACUAUGAAUACAAGGGCCAUAGACUUUAUUGGUGCCGGUGCUAAAAAUUUUAAAGAAUGGUUUGCAUUUAUCGGUCAGAAAGCAGCCCCUGGUUUUCCUGGUUCACCUUAUGUCAUUAAUUUUAAGUCAAGUGUUCCUGAUUCAUCUGCAAUGAUGCUAAUGAAUGUUUCCACGUAUCCAUGUGGUGACACCUCACUGGGUUGCUCUUGUGGCGAUUGCCCUUUAUCUCCUGUGUGCUCUAAUUUAGAACCGCCUACUCCACACAAAGAAGAUUCCUGCUCAAUUAGAAUUGGAUCAGUUAAGGUCACAUGUGUUGAACUUUCGUUAGUGAUCCUGUAUAUUGUUUUAGUUUCUGCAUUCUUUGGAUGGGGUUUGUUUAACCAGAAGAGAGAAAGGAGGAGGCAUCCAUCUAGCCUGGAACCAUUGUUGAAUGUUGCAGAUGAUGGUGAAAUUGAUAUUGAUAACCUGCGAAAGAAUGAGAAGCUUUUUGCAAAGGUGGAUUUUGAUUACUUUCAUCUUCAUGACCAUCAGGUGCAAGAUAUGGGCCCUCAAGGUUCAAAUGGCUUACAACUUUCUAUUGUUCAAGGGUAUAUGUCAAGCUUUUACAGGAGAUACGGAAUUUGGGUUGCUAGAAAUCCCACUCUUGUGCUCUGUUCCUCGUUGGCUAUUGUUCUUUUGCUUUGUAUAGGUUUAAUUGGUUUCAAGGUGGAGACUCGGCCGGAGAAGUUAUGGGUUGGUCGUGGAAGUAAGGCAGCAGAAGAGAAACAAUUCUUCGACACCCACCUUGCCCCCUUCUACAGAAUUGAACAGCUCAUAAUAGCGACCGUGCCUGAUCCACACCAUGGCGAGUCACCUGGUAUCGUUACAGAGGAUAAUAUUCAGUUACUCUUUGAAGUACAAAAAAAGGUUGAUGGGAUUUCUGCCAAUUAUUCAGGCUCAAUGGUAUCUCUAACUGACAUUUGCUUGAAGCCUCUUGGUGGGGAUUGUGCCACUCAAAGUAUUCUGCAGUAUUAUAAAAUGGAUCCUGAUAAUUAUGAUGACUUUGGAGGAAUACAGCAUGCAGAGUAUUGUUUUCAGCAUUACACUUCUGCAGACACUUGUUUGAGUGCAUUUAAGGCUCCACUUGAUCCAAGUACUGCCUUAGGAGGAUUUUCUGGGAACAAUUAUUCCAAGGCUUCUGCAUUUGUUAUUACCUACCCAGUUAAUAAUGCAAUUGAUGAAGUAGGCAAUGAGAAUGGACAAGCAGUGGCUUGGGAAAAAGCUUUCAUACAGUUAGCAAAGGAGGAGCUGCUGCCGAUGGUGCAGUCUAGCAAUCUUACUCUUUCAUUUUCAUCUGAAAGCUCAAUUGAGGAGGAAUUGAAAAGGGAAAGUACUGCAGAUGUUAUAACAAUAAUAGUAAGCUAUCUUGUAAUGUUUGCUUACGUAUCAGUGACAUUGGGAGACGCAUCUCAUUUAUCUUCCUUUUACCUCUCAUCCAAGGUGCUGCUUGGUCUUUCAGGCGUUUUGCUUGUUAUGCUUUCUGUCCUUUCAUCUGUAGGAUUUUUCAGUGCUGUUGGAGUUAAAUCCACGUUAAUCAUCAUGGAAGUCAUUCCUUUCCUAGUGUUGGCUGUUGGAGUGGAUAACAUGUGUAUACUGGUACAUUCUGUGAAACGGCAAUCAUUGGAGUUACCUUUAGAAGAACGUAUAAGUAAUGCACUGGUUGAAGUUGGUCCAUCUAUAACACUGGCCAGUUUAUCUGAGAUUGUGGCAUUUGCAGUUGGUGGUUUCAUUCCUAUGCCAGCUUGCCGUGUCUUCUCGAUGUUUGCAGCUUUGGCUGUUCUAGUGGACUUCCUUCUGCAAGUUACUGCCUUUGUUGCAUUGAUAGUUUUUGACUGUUUGAGAGCUGAGGAUAACAGGAUCGACUGUUUUCCAUGCAUAAAACUUCCUUCAUGUUCUGUUGAACCUAAUGGAGGCAUCAAUGAGAACAGAGCUGGAUUGCUUGCACGAUAUAUGAAGGAAGUUCAUGCACCCAUUCUUGGACUUUGGGGAGUUAAAUUUGUCGUCAUUGCUGUCUUUUUGGCUUUUACUUUAGCAAGCAUUGCAUUAAGUACAAGGAUCCAACCUGGUUUGGAGCAGCAGAUUGUUCUUCCCCGGGAUUCUUACCUGCAGGGGUAUUUCAAUAAUGUCUCAGAGUAUCUCAGAAUUGGACCACCUUUGUAUUUUGUUGUAAAGGAUUACAAUUACAGCUUGGAAUCAAGGCAAACAAACCAGUUAUGCUCCAUCAGCCAGUGUGAUUCAAACUCUCUUUUGAACGAGAUUUCACAAGCAUCUUUAGUGCCAGAAUCAACCUACAUAGCUAAGCCAGCUGCCUCAUGGCUUGAUGACUUUCUUGUCUGGUUGUCACCAGAGGCUUUUGGUUGUUGCCGGAAGUUUAUUAAUGGUUCUUAUUGUCCACCUGAUGAUCAGCCACCUUGCUGCUCACCUGAUGAUGGUCCUUGUGGCUUCGGUGGAGUUUGCAAAGACUGUACAACGUGCUUCCGCCACUCAGAUUUGGUUAAUGAUCGCCCAUCUACAGUACAAUUCAGGGAGAAGCUUCCGUGGUUCCUUAAUGCACUGCCAUCUGCUGAUUGUGCAAAGGGUGGUCAUGGGGCUUACACCAAUAGUGUGGAUCUGAAUGGUUAUGAGAGUGGUGUUAUACGAGCAUCCGAGUUUCGUACCUAUCACACCCCAGUUAACAAACAAGGUGACUUUGUCAAUGCAAUGCGAGCUGCACGGGAGUUUAGCUCUAGAGUUUCUAGUUCUUUGAAGAUGAAUAUCUUCCCAUACUCGGUAUUUUAUAUCUUCUUCGAGCAAUAUCUGGAUAUAUGGAAGAUAGCUUUGAUCAACAUUGCUAUAGCACUUGGUGCAAUAUUUAUUGUUUGUUUGGUUAUCACAUCCAGUUUAUGGAGUUCAGCAAUCAUUUUACUUGUUUUGGCGAUGAUCGUUGUUGAUCUCAUGGGUGUAAUGGCGAUUUUAGACAUCCAACUUAAUGCAGUCUCUGUUGUAAAUCUUAUAAUGUCAAUAGGGAUUGCUGUCGAAUUCUGUGUGCACAUAGCGCAUGCCUUCUUGUUAAGCCAUGGGGAUAGAAACCAACGGGCAAAGGAGGCAUUGAGUACCAUGGGCGCUUCUGUCUUCAGUGGAAUUACGCUUACCAAGCUAGUUGGAGUGCUUGUUCUUGGCUUCUCAAGAUCAGAAAUUUUUGUGGUGUAUUACUUCCAAAUGUACCUGGCAUUGGUCCUUAUUGGUUUCUUGCAUGGGCUUGUAUUUUUACCAGUCGUGUUGAGUGUGUUUGGUCCACCACCAAGAAUAAUCGUUGAGAACCGCCAAGUAGAUGAACCUUCUGCUUCGUCAGACAUAAGCUGAUUGGUACAGCCUGCCUUAUCUCGGCCGUCUUCUACGCUUGUUGUAAACUGAGUGGAAAACACAUUCCUACAGAUUAUUUUUACAAUGUAUUUUGCCUUUUUUGUACGAGUCAAUUUAUUUAAAGGAGGGGAAUAACCCAAGUAAACA
Alnus glutinosa is the source of this 4314-nucleotide messenger RNA. RefSeq lists its product as uncharacterized. Bases 247 to 4167 code for a protein of 1306 amino acids. Gene Ontology annotation, cellular component: membrane. The record is from RefSeq and is a predicted model, not a curated record. Lineage: Eukaryota; Viridiplantae; Streptophyta; Magnoliopsida; Fagales; Betulaceae. The transcript has 39 exons. Gene Ontology annotation, molecular function: lipid carrier activity.